AUGGUCAAAACGCAGCCGACGACCUUGAUAACGGUUUUUAUCGCAAAACUGACGUAGAUUGGACGCCUUAUUUGUUCUUUCAACAACACAUCAAUUGUAUAUAACGAGAUUUAACAUUGUUGGAAGUACAAAGACAAGAGAAGAUGAGCAGCUGAAAAGUUUCGGAUGAAGGGAGGAAGUGAGCAGCGGGAAAUGGUCUGCUGCUGGGAAAGUGACCAGUUCGGCUAUGUGAAAGAGAAGCGUUGGGUUUGGCACGCGAGGAUUUGUUGUCCUGUGGGAGAGGGAGCAGCUGGCAGCUGUGGGCCAUUUGAAUCCCUCUCGACCAUUUCUAGACUCUUUCAAGCUCACCGGAUCCAUUCUCAGAGCUUUUGUAGCAAUCGAUUAAAUUAUUUGGACGUAACAAACUUUCGAAGAAAGUUUGGUGAUCUCUCAGAAUUAAAAAAAACCAGAAUUAAGAAGGAAGUCGAUGAAAAACUUGGCAUUUUUAGAAAUUUCUGAUUAAAGAUCAAUUAUUUACGGGUUAUAAAUUCGAAUAGGGUUAUAUUCAAAAGUUUACCACUUUAUUACAGAAAUAAUUUUUGUUUAUUGACCUUCAGAGAAUUUUUUGAUUUUUUGAGUGCAACAAGAGGGUUGUUUGAGUUCAAAACUCGAACACAAUAAGAAAAAUGCGACUUUGUAGUACUCAGAUAAUUCGACAUGAAGCUUGAAUAUAUCUCUAAAAGAAGCUUGUUUUUGGAAGAAACAACGAUUCUCAAAAAAGAAUCAGCUUGAAGCGCAAUGUGAAGACCAAGCGCCAGUUCAAAUAGAAGAUAUAUGUUUUUGUCUUCGGGACAAAACUCUAGUCAAGUACGAUAGAGGACUUAUUUGGGUAAAUCUCGACGCCGACACGUCGUUCUCCACCUCGAUAGCUAAUAAACCGCCGAGUACAGGCAUUAUCUAAGUUGGCCCUGCCGGUAGCACGAUUUACUAACCAAUAACGAGCUUAUAGGUGCUCGGAGCACGUUCCUCAAGCAAAUACCUUUGUCUUCGAUACGCUGCAUUUCUUUCUUUUUUGGAAAGGGACUUUCUCGUCAUUUGCAAUUUUUCAUACUUCUGUGUGAAUUUAUUUCUGCCCUUUUUGCAUUUUUCGUCCCAACUUUUUAUUCUGAGAAUUUGUGGAGCUAGAAUAUUAUCAAAGAAGAAUCAAAAACCUGCAACCAUUUUGAAAGGUUCCAUGAAAACUAAAAUUGACUUCUUGAAAUGAUCCUUCCAAAGAACAAUAUCUCGUCAGCUGAUUUUUGUUGGAUUCAUGGGUCUUUCAUAGGCGCUUCAGAACCAAUUUCCAAAUUGUUUCCAUCAACUUAUUACUCGUAUGAGAGAAUCCAACAAGAAACACGUAAACGUCUUUUCAAAUCAUUUUUUUUAAUUCCGCUGAUUUUAAGGCUUCGAAAUCCUGAUCACAACUGAAGGAUGUUUCGUUCUUCCUCACCAGCAUGAAAACCGGCGGAACGGCUCUUCGAUUUGAACGGAGAGGUGCCGGCUGGUGCCGACGGCCCACAGGUCUCGUCCAUUCUACUGCGUAAACAAUCGCAUAGCUAAUUAUAGGUGAAGCGGCCAUUUGUGAGCCGAAAAACGAUACAACCUUGUCUGGUAUCCACGGCGACUGGCCGAAUCGCAAAUAA
This is a messenger RNA of Caenorhabditis auriculariae, 1661 nucleotides long. Lineage: Eukaryota; Metazoa; Nematoda; Chromadorea; Rhabditida; Rhabditidae. The record is from the annotation of a GenBank genome assembly.